Acipenser ruthenus (sterlet) is the source of this 2665-nucleotide messenger RNA. RefSeq names its product cGMP-dependent protein kinase 2. Lineage: Eukaryota; Metazoa; Chordata; Actinopteri; Acipenseriformes; Acipenseridae. Gene Ontology annotation, molecular function: ATP binding; cGMP-dependent protein kinase activity. The record is from RefSeq and is a predicted model, not a curated record. Gene Ontology annotation, biological process: protein phosphorylation. The coding region runs from base 243 to 2492 and encodes 749 amino acids. The transcript has 19 exons.
UCAGGGAUACAGCAACUCGUUCAGAUCAGUAUCCGGAUAUUACCAAAUCUAACAUUAAUAAACAUUAAUAAACAUUGUCUGCAUGGUGCUGGCAACUAGUGUUGCAUUGACUUUGAAACCAACAGCAGAAGUAAAAGGAUCUUGCUGAUGGUCUUCAGGAGACAACAACAGAAACGACUUAUCAGCAAACACUGAGCACCAGGGCUGGCGGGGGGAUAGGAGGGCCUUCCUAUGGGCGCGACAUGGGGAACGGUUCCAUCAAAGGCCCAAGAAUGGAGGAGAGCUGCCUGGCCUCGGCUGCUAAGGAGCCCCCUCUUCCUCUGGAGCUUGUGGAGAGCCUGAAGGGCAGGAUCAGGGGGCUGGAGGAGGAGCUGAGGCUGAGGGAUGAGCGUCUGGGAGCGCUGGAGAAGGAGCUCCAGUCCAAGGUGUCCCAGAUCGACAAGCUGCAGGACGCGCUGGGGUACAACAGCCUGGCCCUGUCCUCGCCCCGGGUGAGCCCAAGCCAGAGGCUGCUCAGUGUCAUCAAUGAGGGGCCCAAGAGAUUCCAGCAGGUGGCAGCGGAGGUCCACCGGCGCCUCAAAGCCAAGGAAGGGGUCUCGGCUGAGCCCACCUCCCGGAACUACUACAGCCACAACCUCCAGCACUUCUCCUUUGAGCGGGCGCGGGUGGGCAAGGACUCCAGCACUAAGAAGCUGAUCAAUGAGGCCAUCAUGAACAAUGACUUCUUGAAGAAGCUGGAUCCCCAGCACACCAGGGACAUGGUGGAGUGCAUGUAUGAGAAGACCUACCAGGAGGGACAGCUGGUCAUCCAGGAAGGAGAGCCAGGGAACCAUCUCUAUGUUCUAGCAGAGGGGUUGCUAGAGGUCAUACAGAACAAUAAGCUUCUUGGGCAAAUGCAUGCUGGGACAGCCUUUGGUGAGCUGGCCGUACUGUACAACUGUAAGAGGACAGCAACCGUAAAAGCGGUGACCCACACCAGGAUCUGGGUUCUGGACCGGCAGAUCUCUCAGAACAUCAUGAUGAGGACCGCCAAGGCACGGCAUGAGGAGUACUUCAGCUUCCUGCGCAGUGUUUCUUUGUUAAGAGAUUUGCCCGAAGAGAAGCUUUCAAAGAUCAUUGAUUGCCUGGAAGUGGACUAUUAUGACAAAGGAGAAUAUAUCAUACGAGAGGGAGAAGAGGGAAACACCUUCUUCAUCAUAGCCGUAGGAGAGGUCUGUGUGACGCAGACAAUGGAUGGCAGUCUAGAUCCCCAGGAAAUUAAAACUCUAGGUGUGGGGGACUACUUCGGGGAGAAAGCAUUAAUAAGUGAGGAUGUUCGUUCAGCUAACAUCAUUGCAAAUGAGAACGAUACGCAGUGCCUCGUUGUUGACAGAGACACCUUCAACCAGAUGGUGGGGACGUAUGAAGAGCUGCAGACCUACCUGAAGGAGUACGUAGAGCAGCUGUCCCGCAGCGACGAGGAGAGGAACGUUGUGCCCCUGUCUCCACUGGUGGACAGUGAGGUCACCAGGCUGAGGGAGAAGAUCAGCCCCUUUGCUACGGACACUCCCUUCCAGCACCUGGAGAUCAUCGCCACGCUGGGCAUGGGAGGCUUUGGCCGCGUGGAGCUGGUGAAGCUGAGAGAUGAAGACACAGCCUUUGCACUGAAGUGCAUCAAAAAGAAGCACAUCGUGGACUCACGGCAGCAGGAGCACAUCUACUCUGAGAAGAACAUCCUGCAGCAGAGCAGCUCCCCGUUCAUCGUCAAGAUGUUCCGGACUUUUCGGGACAACAAGUACGUGUACAUGUUGCUGGAGGCGUGUCUCGGAGGAGAGCUAUGGAGUAUCUUGAGGGACAUGUGUUUCUUUGAGGAGCCAUCGGCCCGCUUUUGUAUUGGCUGCGUUCUCGAAGCCUUCAGUUAUCUCCACGGGAGAGGAAUUGUCUAUCGGGAUUUAAAACCAGAGAACUUGCUGCUGGACAAGGAUGGCUAUGUGAAAAUGGUAGAUUUUGGGUUUGCGAAGAGAAUCGGUCUUGGGAAGAAGACUUGGACUUUCUGUGGCACCCCAGAGUACGUGGCCCCAGAGAUCAUCAUGAACAAGGGCCACGACUUCGGAGCCGAUUACUGGUCCCUGGGAAUCCUGAUCUUCGAGCUCCUCACGGGGAGUCCUCCAUUUUCAGGAUCAGACCCCAUUAAAAUCUACAGCACAGUGCUGAGAGGGAUAGAGAAGGUGGACUUCCCCAAGCGCAUUGGGAAGCGUCCGGAGGAUCUCAUCAGAAGACUGUGCAAACUUAAUCCUGCAGAGCGAAUCGGAAACAAGAAGAAUGGGAUCAAUGAUAUACGGAAGCACAAGUGGUUUCAGGGCUUUAACUGGGAAGGAUUAAGAAGCAGAAAACUGUCUUCUCCACUGAGGAGGGAGCUGCAUGGACCACUGGAUCACAGCAACUUCGACACCUUCCCUCCUGAGCUGGAUGAGCCAGUCGAUGAGCUUUCCGGCUGGGACCGAGAUUUCUGAGGUUGGAGCUCCACAGAGAUUUCUGUGGUGGCUGGACCAGGCUGGAACCACAGUGAUUUCUGAGGAGGCAGGGCCAGGCUGGAGUUCCACAGUGAUUUCUGAGGAGGCAGGGCCAGGCUGGAGUUCCACAGAGAUUUCUGAGGAGGUGGGGCCAGGAUGGAGCACCACUGAGA